GGCUGACGCGCGCCGCAGUCGGAACCUGAGCUGCGCGGGCGCAGGGGACGGCGCGGGGCUGCCGGGGGCUACAGCUUCUUCGGGGACGGACGACACCGGCGCUCCGGGUCGCGGGCAGCCGCGCGAGGGCCGAGCGGUGGGUGCGGCGUAAGAACGAAUCUUUGUGAUAUUCUACACCUGUGUGCUGAAGACUUUGACCAAAGCUGCUCUCAGCAUCCUGGGAAAAGGACGGCUUCCAAAAUCAGGGAAACUUUCAGGAGAUUCUUUUCCCAGUGGAUCUUCUGAAGAGCAAUGCCAAGAAGACUUUUGGUUUAAAGAAGUCAAAGGAAGAACAAUUUCUUCAGAGAAGAUCUUCUUCAAAGUUUCCCGCAUGAGAUUUAUUUCAACGUUGCACACAAAUCUUUUGUGAAAGAAGAAAAGGAAAUUCAGCUUGUGGGGCUCAGCGGGAGUUCAGCUAAUGCCGCUUAAAAUCAUGCCGAAAAAGAAGUGCUCAUCUGCAGGCAGAGCGCCCCUGAUGCUCUUCCUGUGCCAGGUGAUGAGCGCACUGGAAGUCCCUCUUGAUCUGGUACAACCUCCGACCAUUACUCAACAGUCUCCAAAAGACUACAUUAUUGACCCCCGGGAGAAUAUUGUAAUCCAGUGUGAGGCCAAAGGGAAACCCCCUCCAAGCUUCUCCUGGACCCAAAAUGGGACUCAUUUUGACAUAGAUAAAGACCUUCUUGUCACCAUGAAGCCUGGCUCAGGAACCCUCACAAUCAACAUCAUGAGCGAGGGGAAAGCAGAGACCUAUGAAGGAGUCUAUCAGUGUACAGCUAGGAAUGAACGCGGGGCUGCAGUUUCCAAUAACAUCGUCAUCCGCCCAUCCAGGUCACCAUUGUGGACCAAAGAAAAACUUGAACCAAUAACACUUCGAAGUGGCCAGUCUUUGGUACUUCCCUGCAGACCCCCAAUUGGGUUACCACCACCGAUCAUAUUCUGGAUGGAUAAUUCCUUUCAAAGACUUCCACAGAGUGAGAGAGUUUCCCAGGGUCUGAAUGGAGACCUUUAUUUUUCCAACGUGCUCCCAGAGGAUACCCGGGAAGACUACAUCUGUUACGCCAGAUUUAAUCACACUCAAACCAUACAGCAGAAGCAACCUAUUUCUGUGAAGGUGAUUUCAGUGGAUGAAUUGAAUGACACUAUAGCUGCUAAUUUGAGUGACACUGAGUUUUAUGGUGCUAAAUCACAUAGAGAGAGGCCACCAACAUUUUUAACUCCAGAAGGCAAUGCAAGCCGCAAAGAGGAAUUAAGAGGAAAUGUCCUUUCACUUGAGUGCAUUGCAGAAGGGCUGCCUACCCCAGUUAUUUACUGGAUAAAAGAAGAUGGAACACUCCCCCUCAACCGGACAUUUUAUAGGAACUUUAAGAAAACUCUGCAGAUCGUUCAGGUUACAGAAGCAGACUCUGGAAAUUACCAGUGUAUAGCCAAAAAUGCCUUAGGAGCCAUCCAUCACACCAUUUCCGUCACAGUUAAAGCGGCUCCCUACUGGAUCAUAGCACCUCAGAAUCUUGUGCUGUCCCCUGGAGAGGAUGGAACGCUGAUCUGCAGAGCUAACGGCAACCCCAAGCCCAGAAUUAGCUGGUUAUCGAAUGGAGUCCCGAUAGAAAUUGCCCCCGAUGAUCCCAGCAGAAAAAUAGAUGGCGAUACCAUUAUUUUUUCAAAUGUUCAAGAAAGAUCAAGUGCGGUAUAUCAAUGCAAUGCCUCUAACGAAUAUGGAUAUUUACUGGCAAACGCAUUUGUAAAUGUGCUGGCUGAGCCACCACGAAUCCUUACGCCUGCAAACACACUCUACCAGGUCAUCUCAAACAGGCCUGCUUUACUAGACUGUGCUUUCUUUGGGUCUCCUCUACCUACCAUCGAGUGGUUUAAAGGCGCUAAAGGGAGUGCUCUUCAUGAAGAUAUCUAUGUUUUACAUGAAAAUGGAACUUUGGAAAUUCCUGUGGCCCAGAAGGACAGUACGGGGACUUAUACAUGUGUUGCAAGGAAUAAGUUAGGAAUGGCAACGAACGACGUUCACUUAGAAAUCAAAGAUCCAACAAGGAUCAUUAAACAGCCUGAAUAUGCAGUUGUGCAAAGAGGGAACACGGUGUCCUUUGAAUGCAAAGUGAAACACGAUCACACCUUAAUCCCCACCAUCACAUGGCUGAAGGACCAUGGGGAGCUGCCCAGUGAUGGAAGGUUCACGGUUGACAAGGACCAUUUGGUGGUCGCCGACGUCAACGAUGAUGAUGGUGGGACCUACACCUGUGUGGCCAACACAACUCUGGACAAUGUUUCGGCCAGUGCUGUGCUCAGCGUUGUAGAUGUCCCAAAUCCUCCCUUUGAUUUAGAAUUGACGGAUCAACUCGACAGGAGUGUUCAGCUGUCGUGGACGCCAGGCGAUGACAACAAUAGCCCUAUUACAAAAUUCAUCAUCGAAUAUGAAGAUGCGAUGCAUGAGCCGGGGCUGUGGCACCACCAGACGGAAGUCCCUGGCACGCAGACCACAGCCCAGCUGAGGCUGUCACCCUAUGUCAACUAUUCCUUCCGAGUGAUGGCUGUGAACAACCUGGGGAGGAGCCUGCCCAGCCAGGCAUCGGAGCAGUAUUUGACUAAAGCCGCAGAACCGGAUAAAAAUCCCACGGCUGUGGAAGGGCUGGGAUCGGAGCCGGAUAAUUUGGUGAUCACGUGGAAGCCCUUGAAUGGUUUCGAAUCUAAUGGGCCAGGCCUUCAGUACAAAGUUAGCUGGCGCCAGAAGGAUGGCGAUGAUGAAUGGACGUCUGUGGUUGUGGCAAAUGUAUCCAAAUACAUUGUCUCAGGCACCCCAACCUUUGUUCCAUACCUGAUCAGAGUUCAGGCCUUGAAUGAUGCGGGGUUUGCGCCAGAGCCAGCUGCAGUCAUGGGACAUUCUGGAGAAGACCUCCCAAUGGUGGCUCCCGGGAACGUGCGUGUUAAUGUGGUAAACAGCACCUUAGCCGAGGUGCACUGGGACCCAGUACCUCUGAAAAGUAUCCGAGGACACCUGCAGGGCUAUCGGAUUUACUACUGGAAGGCACAGAGUUCAUCAACAAGAAACAGACGCCACAUUGAGAAAAAGAUCCUCACUUUCCAGGGCAGCAAGACUCACGGCAUGUUGCCCGGGCUGGAGCCCUUUAGCCACUACACACUGAACGUCCGCGUGGCCAAUGGAAAAGGGGAGGGCCCGGCCAGCCCCGACAGGGUCUUCAGUACCCCGGAAGGAGUCCCCAGUGCUCCGUCCUCUUUGAAGAUUGUUAAUCCAACACUAGAUUCUCUCACUUUGGAAUGGGAGCCGCCAAGCCACCCGAAUGGCAUUUUGAUAGAGUACACUUUAAAGUACCAGCCAAUUAACAGCACACAUGAAUUAGGCCCUCUGGUAGAUUUGAAAAUUCCUGCCAACAAGACCCGCUGGACUUUAAAAAAUUUAAAUUUCAGCACUCGGUAUAAGUUUUAUUUCUAUGCACAAACAGCAGCAGGAUCAGGAAGUCAAAUAACAGAGGAAGCAAUAACUACUGUGGAUGAAGCGAUGGCAAGCCGCCAGGUGGAUAUAGCGACUCAGGGCUGGUUCAUUGGUCUGAUGUGUGCUGUUGCUCUCCUGAUCUUAAUUUUGCUGAUUGUUUGCUUCAUCAGAAGAAACAAAGGUGGUAAAUAUCCAGUUAAAGAAAAGGAAGAUGCCCAUGCAGAUCCUGAAAUCCAGCCUAUGAAGGAAGAUGACGGCACUUUUGGAGAAUACAGCGAUGCAGAAGACCACAAGCCUUUAAAAAAAGGCAGUCGAACACCUUCAGACAGGACUGUGAAAAAGGAAGAUAGUGAUGAUAGCCUAGUUGACUAUGGAGAGGGGGUGAAUGGCCAGUUCAAUGAGGACGGCUCCUUUAUUGGCCAGUACAGUGGUAAGAAAGAGAAAGAACCGGCUGAAGGAAACGAAAGCUCAGAGGCACCAUCUCCCGUCAACGCCAUGAAUUCCUUUGUUUAAUCUCUGAGCUCUUUGCCAAUAUCCCAUUUCUCUCAAAUGUUUAUCUUAAGCCCUGGUCUGUCUACCUUCUCGUACUAUGAACAUCAAGGCAGAAAGUCUAUGUUCUUCUGUGUGUUCAUAUGAUGAGAACCGUCAAAGUAAGAACAUAACUCAGUCAAAUGAAAUCUUAAUGUGAACUGCAAUGCAAAGUUCAUUCAACAUAGGUAAUGAAAUGAAAAAUUCAUUUUUCAUUCAACAUAGGUAAUCUUGAUUUCCUAAGAACUGAUAAAAAUAAUACAGCAUCAUCAACAGAUCACGUUCUUCCUUCUUCGGGAUACAGUUCAAUAGGAUGCAUGAAAAAUGCUACACCUUUAAAGGAUAUACCUGUGUAUGUUAUUCAAAUAUAGGUUGAUACUUUGUUUAUACUCUCCUCUGCUGAACCCCUAAAUAUGAAUUCCAUUUUCAUUGUCAAGAGUGUUACUGUAGUAUUCUCUAGAACUUCAAUGUCUUUGUGGACAUUGUCGUGAAAUUGGUGACUUUAUGUCUAGCUGUCAGUCUUUUGGGGAGACUGUUAGGAACAGUGUGUACAGUAUAUACUUGCUAAAUGACUUAAUUAUGACAGGUGCAUUUGCUGAUGCUUACUGAGACUCUCUUACCUGCUCUUUGCUCCUGUUACUCCAUAGACUUCUUAAUCGUCCAGGUAUUACAGUGGUACAGUGUUCUACUUUUUACAUCCUCUCUCUGUUCGGUGGUUUUUAGGCAUAAACAAUGCGUGUUGCAAUGCAUCUUGGCAUUUGUGCCAGACCAAGAGAAUCCCAAACAGAUCACUCCAAUUCAGUUUCAAAAAUUAUUCCAGAAAGCACAGGGCAAGACACAUGCAGUGCCUUCAGACAAUAAGCAUUCCACAACGUACUGCCUUCUGUAUUAUUUGGUACGGUCAACUUGAAGUCCUAGAUUACUGUCAUUGUCUAAAAGUAACUUUGAAAAAACGGCGUUCAUGAAAACUGCAAUGCUGAAGAAAAGGAACUAUGACAAUAAAAUUAGGAAGACAGUUCAUUUUAAGGAGGGUUUUCCCCCAUAUGUAUGAAAGGAAACGCUUUAUCACCAACUGGAGCAAAUGAUGAUUUUGUGGUCUUUUAUGGUUCCUAUGAAAACAAGUCACAUUCGGUAAGAAAGAUGUCAACUUGGUAGAAAAUUGAAAAACAAAACCCAAGUUAUUCCAAAACUAAAAGCUUACAACAGCACACCCACAGGAAUACAUUUUUCUCUGUCUUUAUCUAUGUGGCAGCUUUUGAAACUGCAGCAUUGAACAACGUGUAUAAAAAUUGCAUGGAUGCCUUGCAGAAUCUAAGAAAUCUGACACGUGCUAACAAGGCCGACAGUCAAAGGGAUUACAUCUGCCAUUUGGAAAAUAAGCCGAUGUAUUCUACCAUAUUCAUAAAUAAUAUCUUUCAAAUGGUUUCCUUCCAAAUAUGAAGUUCUAUAACAACCUAUGGUUGAAGGAAUGCUCAGUUUCAUUUGCCAAUAAAUUGGUUUCUCAUAACUUGCAUCAAGUUUAAUUUUAAGUAAGGCUUUUUAUAUGUAGAUAUUUUGUUGAAUUUGUAAAUACACUUCAAGUGUAGAUGCUAUAUGCUUAUAGGUGUUACAUACAAAUAAACAUGCCAACGAUGGUUAUGUUGUUCUGUAUGAGAUGUUAGCUAAUUAACACAGUGCGUGGGAUUGAAAAGCAUUUAUUUAAAUGCCUUUUGGGUUUUUAUUUUCCCUUUUUGCUGUGAAACUGAAAGAGUGAACUAUUUUCCAUAUUGACAGCAGGUUUCUAGAAGAAAUCUUCCAAGCUUUUUGCCUAAGCACAGUUUGAAGUAAUCCCAGGUAAAGAUGGCCCUACAUAGUUUCAUAUCUCCAGUAUUCAUUUUCACAGAUCAACCUUUGUGGUGGAAAUCCAAAAAGACAAAACAGGCUUGCCUUGGCGUCCGAGAGCACAGAGUUACUUAAAAUUUGCCAAUGUGUAGAGGGAACAAGAAAAGUACAGUUUUUCCUCUUUCAUAACGGUAGAUGCUAAAGUUAUCUGUGCAUGAAGGGGUCAUUUCUGUACUAGUGCAACACAGUUUGUGUUAAAAAUUAAAUGUGAUUUUAAAAGUCCCUCUCUCUUUUGUAAUAUAUCAUGUUCCUAGUAGAGUGUGAAUGUCCAAGUAAUGGUUUAUGUAACAGCACAGGCAGAUGUGACUGGAUUUCCAUUGAAAAAGUAACUAUUAAA
Molecule: messenger RNA, 6242 nt
Organism: Hippopotamus amphibius kiboko
Lineage: Eukaryota; Metazoa; Chordata; Mammalia; Artiodactyla; Hippopotamidae
Gene: NRCAM
Product: neuronal cell adhesion molecule
Exons: 28
Coding region: 458-4009 (1183 amino acids)
Biological process (GO): brain development; cell-cell adhesion
Molecular function (GO): cell-cell adhesion mediator activity
Source: RefSeq, a predicted model, not a curated record